AUGGGCAGCAGCUCUGGGACCAUGCCAAGUGCACGGAAGACCGUCAAUAUUAGGAAUGUCGCCAGCGGGCGCCUGCCAGCCUGGGGGCACGUCGGCCCUCACGCUUACGACCAGGGCGUCCGACACCGCGUUGAGUUCGUACUCGGUGAACUGGCGAUGCUCCUCGCACAUACUGGACGUGAAAAAGGGCGAGUUCGGCUUGACCUCAUACAUCUGCCCCAUGCUCUGUGCUUCGCAGUCGUGCUGCAGCGCUGCACCGCCACCCUCCGAGCCAUCCGCGGCAGAGGGGUGGAGGCUGCACGCGAGAAGCUCGACAGCAGGCGCCAAGAGGUCCAGGAGCGCCAGCUCCUGGAGCAGAAGGCGGAGCCGCUGAGCACCGUGCUGUGGGCCAACCUGCUUCUCGACCUCCGCGCUGCGCUGCGGCCCGCCGGGCCCCGCCUGGGCUGCGACCCGUGCUUCAAGCGGGGCACCAGCGCUCGGGGCAGGAAGUGCGGUGUGUCCGCGGCGACGGGCGGUCUCCUCGGCGGAUCCGGUCUGAAGAGAGUGCAGCCUCUGCAGCUCCCUGCCGAGCACGUCGAGCUGGCGCAGGUGCAGUCGAUCACCUACCUGUACAUCGUCGGGCCCGAGGCCGACAGCGCGGCGGCCGACGCGCACUGCGGCGGCGACCUCUCGGCGCUGGACGCCGCCCAGGCCGCCUGCAGCGAGGACCCCGGCUGCACCAUGCUGCUCGCGGCCGGCUGCGACGACGAGGCCUGGCGGACCUGCACCAGCCAGCCGUUCCUGGUGUACUCCGCGGGCCCGGGCACGGACGCUUGCACCAUGCUGAAGGCAGAGGAAGUGACGGAUACCAGUUCCACCACGAGCGUCAGUCUGGUCGCUUCAGACACUACUACUACCGCCACAUUCACGGCCGGCAUCUACGUGGGUGGUCCGAGUGUGGGGUCGGACACGUUCGAGGGCCGCUGCCACGGCGCGUGGUCGACGCGUGAGCACGCCCAGGCGGCCUGCGACGCCGAUGCGGGUUGCUUCUUCUUGUUCUCCUGGGACUGCCAGCCCUGGGCGUGGCUUCCCUGUGGCGGCCUCGACGACCUGUCGGCGAUGGUCGCCGAAGCCGCUGCCGAAACGGAGGACGCGGCGUCUUGCACGGAAGUGUCGAUCUCUUUGGUCACCUCUUCCGACACCAGCACCAGAACGUUGACCACGCGGACUGCCACGCAGACGAGCUCGUCGAUGACCACGCAGACGUCAACGCGGACGGCCACGCAGACGAUUCUUCGGUGA
Molecule: messenger RNA, 1281 nt
Organism: Prorocentrum cordatum
Lineage: Eukaryota; Dinophyceae; Prorocentrales; Prorocentraceae
Source: the annotation of a GenBank genome assembly